Molecule: messenger RNA, 1349 nt
Organism: Exophiala xenobiotica
Lineage: Eukaryota; Fungi; Ascomycota; Eurotiomycetes; Chaetothyriales; Herpotrichiellaceae
Exons: 3
Coding region: 414-1163 (249 amino acids)
Source: RefSeq, a predicted model, not a curated record
GGAGAACAAUACUAAGGAGUAAAGCCUUGUCUGGGCAACAACAAUACUAAGACCGAGCUUUGUCCCAAACAAUCGCAUCUACCUUAGUUGAGCAGCCUGCCCUCGCAUACUGGUAUCUCGUCUGUUCGAAACCGGCUUGAACUGCUCAGCAAAUGUUUGUUCAGAAUCGAGCUAGGCCUUCUGUCCUUUUGAGCACAAAGGUAUUCUUUCUCAAAUGGGACGGUCGAUGUUUUUAGCGUGUACCUAUAUCUUCAGCACGAGGCUGCGACGCUUUCUUGCAUGCAUUUACAACUAUCAAAACAUCGAUCCUCCUCUGGGCCUCUCUGGCCACCCUCACCACGGCUUUCCCGGGUCAGGGGCAACUAUUGCACCGUCCUGGAGGGGUUUCCAAUGAAGUUGGCCCUUCUAAUGUCAUGAAAGCAGGUGGUGAACAAGGAGGUAGCGGCGCUGCUGAUCACCAUGACCACGAAACUCAGGGCCAAGGCGCUGAUCAGGGACACGAAGGUCAAGGUCACAGAGGCCAGGGCCACGGAGGCCAAGGUCAAGGCAACCAUGCCCGAGACGAGGAUGGCAUGUCUAAGCAUAGAGGCAAAGAGGGUUUCCGCGAGAAAGACAUUGAUCACGACGAGCACCGAAAGGGGGGAAAUUUCGGUGGACCUGACAACCACCCACGCGACUUCCACCACUACGAUCCCGAAGAACAAGGUGACCACCACGCUGAAGGAUCCGACCAUGAGGGAUAUCACAAAGGACAGGCCUUCCACCAUGGUAACCAUCCUCGUGCCUUCCACGACGAUGAUCACGAGCACCAUGAACAUGGCGAUGACUUUGCCGACCCGAGAUUUCCUCACAUCUAUGCUCGUGGGACCCAGCUGGGUGUGUACGAGUGCAAGAAUCAGAACUGGAUCCUGCCAUGCAAGUGGACCCCUCUCACGGAUGGACAGUGCUAUAACCGGAUCUACGAUAGCUUUGGAUCCAUGGGACCGGAUAAAGGCCUUACAUGUACGAUCUAUGAGCAGCGCGACUGCAACGACAAGGGAUGGAACACGGCCACGGGAUUCCAUUGGCCCGGCCUCAAGAACUACCAGAAUGCGCGAAUUCUGGCCAAUGCUGGUAUGCAAACGGGUGGUGUCGUCAGCAUCAGAUGUAAAAGGAAUACUUGAGCUGUCAGAACCCAUGUCUAAGCUGUGACUGAGCCGCUGUGGACGCAUGGUGACUCGAAGGACAGGAUGACCGAGUAGUCCGGGUUCUUUAUGCCGGUCAGAUAGCCGGAUGGGUCUUGUAUGCUUGCCCUCGAUAGUAGUACUAAUGGAAUUAUUGAUAGAGCCUCGUGCUCCCAUCUCCUCGAA